CGCCCCCACCUCCACCCCCCUACGCCCCCGCGCGCCUCGCCGCCAUCGCCGCUCCCCUUCAACCUCAUACCUGCCGUCUCAACCCCGCCCGCGAUUUCGGCCGUUGGUUUUCCGAGGUUUGUGCGUCCCAAACCAGCCCUAGGAGACCCCCCCUUGUGACAGCAUGCCUAAGAUAAAGACGAGCCGCGUCGAAUACCCCGAAGGGUGGGCGCUCAUUGAGCCAACGAUCCGUGAGCUGGAUGCCAAAAUGAGGGAAGCUGAAAAUGAUACGCAUGAUGGGAAGAGGAAGUGCGAAGCGCUCUGGCCGAUUUUCCGCAUCUCUCAUCAGAGAAGCCGUUACAUAUACGAUCUCUUCUAUAGAAGGAAGGAAAUAUCAAAGGAGCUCUAUGAGUUCUGCCUGGAUCAGGGUUAUGCAGACCGUAAUCUGAUUGCAAAGUGGAAAAAGCCGGGUUACGAGCGCCUCUGCUGCCUCCGAUGCAUCCAAACACGAGACCACAACUUUGCGACCACUUGCGUGUGCCGGGUCCCCAAGCACCUCAGGGAGGAGCAAGUUAUAGAAUGUGUCCACUGUGGCUGCAAGGGAUGUGCCAGCGGUGACUGAGCAACUAUGUUGUCAUGAUAUGCCCUGGAAUCAAUGGACAAUGGUUUGUUCUCAAGCCCAGCUACUCUAGGUGUUUCUUAAGCGUGAUCUCUGGUAGAAACAACCGUCCUGUAAUCGUAUUGUAAGCACUACUCUGCUGGUACCUGCUGCAAGCAAUUGCUCAUCUAAUUUCCUGACAUUGUGUUGA
Lolium rigidum is the source of this 788-nucleotide messenger RNA. Its product is annotated as protein BUD31 homolog 1. The record is from RefSeq and is a predicted model, not a curated record. Gene Ontology annotation, cellular component: nucleus; spliceosomal complex. The coding region runs from base 164 to 601 and encodes 145 amino acids. Gene Ontology annotation, biological process: mRNA splicing, via spliceosome. The transcript is spliced from 4 exons. Lineage: Eukaryota; Viridiplantae; Streptophyta; Magnoliopsida; Poales; Poaceae.